AUGGGAGACUCGAUAUCACCUUCGGAAUUACUUCCAGGGCACGCUGGGGAAGAACAUUUCUUAUCACUUGAAGAAGGAACGACUCCGCAGGUCCACCGGCAGGAAGUGACUACAGAUGCAAUGACAAACCUUCAACGGCGUAACGUUUAUGUCUCUGGCCUCCCGGAAACGUACCGUGCUUCCGAGUUUCGUGAUCUGUGUCAGUCGUUCGGUCGGGUGGAGGCGUCGAAACUCUGCGUUGACAGUAAGUGCCGGCCGGCGAAGGGUUAUGGUUUUGCACUUUUCUUCGAGGAGGAGGACGCAUUGAAGUGCAUCGAAGGACUUAACGGCCGAGUGCUUAUGGGCGGCCGACCGUUGCAAGCACGAAUAGCAGACGCCGCUGCAGCGCCCGCGCCACUGGACCCAUCAAUAGCCCACCCGCCCAUUAGCCGCACGCGUCAGGGAAUGAAAAGUCACCACCGACAGCUUGGCGCAAGCAUCAGCAGCGGAAGCGGUCCUCUCGACAGCUCCAUCGUUCUCGGGCGGAGCAUGUCCUUUUCCUCUCGAGAUGAUCUUACAGGCUCACAACUCGGGCUCGCAACAGCACUCAUCCCGGGAACCGGAACCCCAUCGGCCCCGACAGCUCUGCACGCACCGAUGCAAGCGCCAAUUCACGGUGCAGGGGUCACACAACCACCAGGGGCCGUUGGUUACUCACUCGCGCCGUUCCCUGUGCCUGGUGGCUACAUGCCUGUUGGGCACUCCUUCAUUCCGCAACAAACUGUUGGCAUGCCUCUAUUUGUGACUAUGCCACAAACCGCGCCCGUCUCCACUACUGUUGCACAGCAGGUCGUCGUCCCGACGACAGCAAUUGUCGCACCGAACGGCUAUACACCACAGCUUUGUUCAUCGCUGGUGUAUCCUCCGGUUCGAAUGGAGUGA
This is a messenger RNA of Trypanosoma brucei brucei TREU927, 921 nucleotides long. Its product is annotated as RNA-binding protein RBP10, putative. The coding region runs from base 1 to 921 and encodes 306 amino acids. Lineage: Eukaryota; Euglenozoa; Kinetoplastea; Trypanosomatida; Trypanosomatidae. The transcript has a single exon. Gene Ontology annotation, molecular function: RNA binding. The record is from RefSeq and is a predicted model, not a curated record.